UUUCGAUAUUGGAAUGCCUAUGUGUUCAACGGAUAUAGAAAAAAUAAUAAAAAUAAUAAUAAUAUUUAUGUUUAAUCUAACCCCAAUCCGUUAAGCAACUUAUUUUACGAGAUAAACUGCCACACCUUUCCGCUCAGGUAAAAAAAAACCGCCUCUCUUUUUCUCUCGCCAAGUAUUUGUGUGUGUGUGUGUGUGCGCGCGCGCGUGUGUGUGUCUGUCCCUGCCGCUCUCUAGAAUAGUUUUAUUUCCUGGUGAUCUGACGUCACAGUCCUCUCUCUCUUCUCCAGUGCCACGCUGACGUCACAAGCAACCAGCGACGCAGUGGACCGAACGUCGAAACAUGCCACCACCAACGGACAGGUAGACUCAGACGUCGACGUCUACCUCGGAUCCGAAGGCUGCAAAUCAGAAAACGGAGAUUCACCAACAGUUAAUGGUAUCAAAGGAGAGCCAGUCUCUCCUAAACCAAGCAAAUUAAGUAGUUUGUUGAAUGGUGAAGAAUCGUCGUCUCCGAUUCGUGUUAAACAAGAACAACUUUCACCAGAAGUAUCCUCUCCUACACCUGUCGAUCUAGUGAGUGUUCCUCUUCCACCGGUCACAACCGUGGUCACCCGACAGGUUAUUGACUCGAAUAAGAAUCGUGAAAUGCAAGCCGUGGGUGCCACUGUGGUCUCUUUGGGUGAUACCAGUCCAAAUCACACUUACGGUACACAAGUUUAUGCCAAUAUAUCUCAGUCUCCUUAUCCAGAUGGACUGACUGUACCUCAAUAUGGGGUGCUCACGAAUGUGGUUCCUGUUUCCAGUCCGUCGCCACCUCAGUACAGUAGUCAGAGUUCAAGAACUGUUUACACUUUGACACCGAGUGAUUGUUAUCGAGAUUAUUACUCCUCUUCCGAUCAGUAUCAGACUGUUCGACAGCAUCUCGCGUCUUAUUCCGAUCCUGCAGAUAAUACAUUCGUCGAUCGAUUCAUUCGCCAUAAUUCUAACUACAAAACUUCCCUUCAUGCCUUAGCUGUCGAUCUACAUUCACCUGAUAGUGGUAUAGGUGAUACGACCAUCACUCCAAGAGAUAGUAGCGGGCUUCCACAGAAUUUUGCACAAUAUAAAUCAAAAGAACCGAUAUCUACAGAAGAUAUCCCUGUAGCGAUCGUUCCAGCGAGCUCUAAUUCUUCAGAUCGCAUGACGGAAAUGCCCGAAGGGGAUGAAGGUUGGCGGGCAUAUUAUGAACAUCCUCUAACUGCGGCAACAACAGCAAUGCUUAAUAUCAACGGUGCCAACGAAGAACAAAAUAGCGGUAUGAGUUUAUUAUACGAAUAUUACAAACUUCCCGGUUUAGAAAAAGUCGACAAAUCAGAUCAAGAAAAAUACAGUCCCUUACCGGAUAUUUGGAGAGAGAAAACCACCAACGGACAGGUAGACUCAGACGUCGACGUCUACCUCGGAUCCGAAGGCUGCAAAUCAGAAAACGGAGAUUCACCAACAGUUAAUGGUAUCAAAGGAGAGCCAGUCUCUCCUAAACCAAGCAAAUUAAGUAGUUUGUUGAAUGGUGAAGAAUCGUCGUCUCCGAUUCGUGUUAAACAAGAACAACUUUCACCAGAAGUAUCCUCUCCUACACCUGUCGAUCUAGUGAGUGUUCCUCUUCCACCGGUCACAACCGUGGUCACCCGACAGGUUAUUGACUCGAAUAAGAAUCGUGAAAUGCAAGCCGUGGGUGCCACUGUGGUCUCUUUGGGUGAUACCAGUCCAAAUCACACUUACGGUACACAAGUUUAUGCCAAUAUAUCUCAGUCUCCUUAUCCAGAUGGACUGACUGUACCUCAAUACGGGGUGCUCACGAAUGUGGUUCCUGUUUCCAGUCCGUCGCCACCUCAGUACAGUAGUCAGAGUUCAAGAACUGUUUACACUUUGACACCGAGUGAUUGUUAUCGAGAUUAUUACUCCUCUUCCGAUCAGUAUCAGACUGUUCGACAGCAUCUCGCGUCUUAUUCCGAUCCUGCAGAUAAUACAUUCGUCGAUCGAUUCAUUCGCCAUAAUUCUAACUACAAAACUUCCCUUCAUGCCUUAGCUGUCGAUCUACAUUCACCUGAUAGUGGUAUAGGUGAUACGACCAUCACUCCAAGAGAUAGUAGCGGGCUUCCACAGAUUUUUGAAUAUAACGAAUUACCACAAACGCAAACCUUACUUCAUCCCAACGAUCCACAAACGACUCCAACAAUAAGAACUGGACAAACUCAAUCGAAUAGAAAAUCUUGGCACGAUUAUGGAAGAAAUUCCGAAACUGACAAAAUACAAAUUCCUAAACUCCAUUCGGAUACCGGUUUUCGAUAUUACUUGGAGUCUCCAAUUUCAACGAGCCAAAGGAGAGAAGAUGAUAGAAUAAGCUACAUCAACAAAGGUCAAUUCUAUGGCAUCACAGUCGAAUACAUACCAGAUCCCGACAAACCGCUGCGAUCUCCAACUGUGAAGUCGGUGGUGAUGUUAGUUUUUAGAGAAGAAAAAUCACACGAAGACGAAAACAAGGCUUGGCAAUUUUGGCACAGUAGACAACAUAGUGUUAAACAACGAAUAUUAGACGCGGAUACGAAGAAUAGUUCGGGAAUAAUUGGACAAAUUGAAGAAAUUACUCAUAAUGCCAUAGCUUUCUACUGGAAUCCAAUGGAAAGCCCAGCUAAGGUGAAUAUAGCAGUUCAGUGCCUAAGUACAGAUUUCAGCAAUCAAAAGGGCGUUAAGGGUCUUCCGCUUCAUUUACAAAUCGAUACUUUUGAUGAGUAUCGAGAAAACAGCACGCCAACCCAUCGAGGAUAUUGCCAAAUUAAAGUCUUCUGUGAUAAGGGAGCUGAAAGGAAAACCCGAGAUGAAGAAAGACGGGCAGCAAAGAGAAAGAUGUCAGCAACAGGAAGCGGGAGAAAGAAAAUCGAAGAAAUGUAUCAUCCACCCUGUGAUAGAUCAGAGUUUUAUUCUAUGAGUGAUUUAUUAAAACCUCCUGUUUUAUUUACUCCAACAGAAGAUCUUGAUAAAGUAACAAACAUGGAUUUAGGUUUUUAUGGAAAUCACACUCCUGUAACAGAAGACAGUAAUGGAGGAUUAGAUCAUCGAGAAACACCAGUGGAUGUUAGGUCAAAUGUCGAAAUAGCAUUACAAAGUUUACCCCCUGCUAAACGGAUUAAAACGUUUUCUAAUGAUAGAGUGAUGUUGUACGCAAGGCAGGAGACAGAAGACAUAUAUCACGCCCUGCAUUUAGUGCCUCCUACAUUGGUUGGUCUGUCCAUAGCGGUAAGUCUCAGAAAAAAUUUC
This is a messenger RNA of Centruroides sculpturatus (bark scorpion), 3294 nucleotides long. RefSeq lists its product as uncharacterized. The annotation marks the transcript as partial. Lineage: Eukaryota; Metazoa; Arthropoda; Arachnida; Scorpiones; Buthidae. Gene Ontology annotation, cellular component: nucleus. The record is from RefSeq and is a predicted model, not a curated record. Gene Ontology annotation, biological process: regulation of transcription by RNA polymerase II. The transcript is spliced from 16 exons. Gene Ontology annotation, molecular function: RNA polymerase II cis-regulatory region sequence-specific DNA binding; DNA-binding transcription activator activity, RNA polymerase II-specific.